UGUAAGGCAAAGAAUCCAUCAAUUCCUUGCUUUCACUUUAUCACAAAUUCAAGCAUUUCCUGCUUGGAUUUGAUUUGCAAGGCUUGGGUGGGCCACUGCAUUUUGCCUUAUAAAUACAUCUACACACACACUUUGGGAUACUGUGAUUUCAAUUGCUGGCUUGGUGAAGUGAUACUCCCACUUGUAGUAAAAGACCAAGCUUGGCUCUUCAUUGAAUCAUCAAUCUCAUUUCAGUGGUUGUACUGGGGCCUCAAGUCCCUUACCGAUAUAGAACUUAUUUUAUUUCAAACAAGGGGCCUUUUACAUUCUCAAGUAAAGAACAAAGAACAAAGAACAUACCACUUGUUAAUAAUGAGUACAGAGGAAGCUACAGCUGCAAUGGCGACUGACCUGGAGAAGAUUACCAUAACACCAUCUGGGCACACCAUUGAAAGCCCUGAAGAACACAAAUUGCCCAAGGUAGAUUGGGCCAAGUAUUCCAAGAGGGUGGUGCUCAAGAAAAUAGUAGGCCGCCCUGAUGGUGGCCUUGGACUCGUGGGAGAAAAGGUGGUGGUGGGAGGGUGGGUAAAGACUGGGCGGGAGCAAGGCAAAACAAGUUUUGCCUUCCUUGAAGUCAAUGAUGCCAACUGCCCUCCUAAUGUGCAGGCAAGAAUUCCUCUUUGUUUGCGGUCUCUAAUGAGAUUGGUGACAGGAGCUAACAAUAACAGUGCUGAUGCUACUACUGAUGGAGUAGCUGCUAGGCUUAAUUCUAUUAAAUCAAGUGGAAAUACCAAAACUGAACCCACUCCUGGGAGGACCCUCAGUAGUGUUGCAUAUUUGCAAGUGAGCGAUGGUUCUUGCGCUACCACUCUGCAGGUUGUAGUGGACUCUUCAGUGGCCAAUCUAAAAGAGCUAACACCAUCAGGAUCCUCUAUUGUAGUAGAGGGGGUGCUGAAAGAGAUACCAGAUGCAACAAAGAAGAAGGUUGAACUGAAAGUUCAAAAGAUUUUGCAUGUUGGAACUGCUGAUCCUGCCAAGUACCCAAUCACAAAGACAAGAUUGCCAUUGGAAUUUCUGAGAAACUAUGUGCACCUGCGACCCCGUACUAACACGAUUUCAUCAGUGGCUCGAAUUCGUAAUGCUCUGGCAUAUGCAACCCAUACAUUUUUCCAAAACCAUGGCUUCAUUUAUGUGCAUACACCCAUCAUCACAACCAGUCGUUGUGAGAAUGCAGGUGAGGCAUUUCAAGUCACAACACUGUUCAGUGAAGCAGACAGACUAGAAAGGGAACUGAAGGCACUGCACCAUCCUACUGAAGCUGACAUUCAAGCUGCGAAGGAUGCUGUUAAACAGAAAACAGAAGACCUGCAAGAGCUAAAGAAGAAUAACAGUGAUAAGGCCUCUAUAGACAAUGCUCUUGAAGAACUCAACAAGGCAAAAGCUUUUCUUUCAAAAUUGGAAGAAACGACUAAACUGAAACCAGGACUUCUUCAAAAGGAUGGCAAAUUUGACUAUUCCACAGAUUUCUUCUCUCGGCAGGCAUACCUAACUGUCUCUGGUCAACUUCACGUGGAAAGCUUUGCCCACGGCCUUAGCAGUGUGUACACGUUUGGGCCAACUUUCAGAGCUGAAAUCUCUCCGAGCAGAAGACAUCUUGUAGAGCAUUGGAUGGUUGAGCCAGAAAUCGCAUUUGCAGAUCUAGAGGAUGCUAUGAAUUGUGCAGAAGACUUGUUGAAAUUCUUAUGUCAGUGGUUGGUUGACAACUGCAUGGACGACAUGAAAUUCAUGGCAAAUCAAUUUGAUAAAAUUCUUUUCGAUCGUCUCCGUCUAGUGACUUCCAAUUCCUUUGAACGAAUUACCUACACAGAGGCAGUUGAUAUUCUGAAAAAGAAUGUCAAGUUUGAGAGCACGAUAGAGUGGGGUAUGGAUUUCAACGCCGACCAGGAGAGAUUCUUGGUGGAAGAAGUUUUCAAGAAACCAAUGAUUGUUUAUAAUCAUCCCAAACAAAUCAAGUCCUUUUCCAUGCGUCUCAAUGAUGAUGGAGUGACAGUCGCUUCCAUGGAUGUGCUUGUUCCAAAGGUAGGAGUAUUGAUGUCUGGAAGCCAACGGGAGGAGCGAUAUGAAGUUCUUGAGAAACGAUUGAAUGAACUUGGGUUGCCAAGAGAGCCAUAUGAAUGGUACUUAGAUCUGCGUCGAUAUGGAACCGUCAAACACUCUGGAUUUGGCUUUAGUUUUGAAAACCUGGUCCUCUUUUCAAGUGGUAUUGAUAAUAUAAAGGAUGUUGUUCCUUUCCCUAGGAGCAAAGGGAGAGCAGACAUAUAGAUAAGGCUUUUAAGUUUUAUGUUUUGGGAUAUGAUGGGACAUCAAAACUUAUAAAAGUAAUAGUACUUGAUUUUAUAUUAUUUUGAAUAAUAUUUUCAUAUUUUGUAA
Messenger RNA from Cryptomeria japonica (Japanese cedar), 2409 nucleotides. Its product is annotated as asparagine--tRNA ligase, cytoplasmic 3. Gene Ontology annotation, biological process: asparaginyl-tRNA aminoacylation. The transcript is spliced from 10 exons. Gene Ontology annotation, cellular component: mitochondrion. Gene Ontology annotation, molecular function: asparagine-tRNA ligase activity; ATP binding. The coding region runs from base 352 to 2301 and encodes 649 amino acids. NCBI's taxonomy places the organism in Eukaryota, Viridiplantae, Streptophyta, Pinopsida, Cupressales, Cupressaceae. The record is from RefSeq and is a predicted model, not a curated record.